This is a messenger RNA of Thrips palmi, 2099 nucleotides long. RefSeq names its product endoplasmic reticulum resident protein 29 (gene wbl). Gene Ontology annotation, cellular component: endoplasmic reticulum; endoplasmic reticulum lumen. The record is from RefSeq and is a predicted model, not a curated record. The transcript has 4 exons. Lineage: Eukaryota; Metazoa; Arthropoda; Insecta; Thysanoptera; Thripidae. Bases 128 to 856 code for a protein of 242 amino acids. Gene Ontology annotation, biological process: protein secretion.
CGAACGACGAGACGAGCGCAGCCAGAAGCAGGCGGCGGUGUCGGUCGAGCAGACGCUCUAGCAGACAGCAAGCGGACCGAACCACAACAAGCCAGCGAAGGACUCGAAGGACCCGAAAAGCUGCAAGAUGAGUCGGCUUCUCGUCCUGCUGCUCGUUUCACUGGAGCUAUGCGCGGAAAGCCUCGGCAUGGGGACCGUCGCUUUGGACUCCUGGACGUUUGAUAAGGUAAUUGACAAGUUUGACGUCUCCUUAAUCAAAUUUGACGUUGCAUAUCCUUACGGACCCAAGCAUGAAGCCUUCACCAAAAUGGCUGAAGCUGCAAAAGCAGCAGAUAUAUUGAUCGCAGAAGUUGGUGUCAAAGAUUAUGGAGAAAAGGAAAACUCUGAUCUUGCUGAGCGUUUUAAGAUCGACAAAGAACAGUUCCCUGUUGUGAAACUGUUUAUGAAAGGCAAAGAACCAAUAGACUUUGAAGAGACCACAGAGGAAGGUUUCACUUCCGAAAAUUUGAUCCAGUUCAUUCGGACAAAGUCUGGCAAGUAUGUUGGUCUGCCUGGCUGUUUAGAGGCAUUUGAUAAAAUUGCUUCUAAGUUCAGAGUUGCCAAAGAUGAAAAUUCAAGGAAAGAGAUUCUCCGUGAGGCUCAAGGUCUUGUUGGCAGACUUGAAAAACUCGAGGAAAGAAAAACAGGUGAAGUAUAUGUGAAAAUGAUGCAGCGAAUGGUUGAAAAGGGUUCAGAAUUUAUUGAUGACGAGAUGAAGCGUCUGAACAAACUUUUAACUGGAAAGUUAUCAGAUGUUAAAAAGACUGAUAUGGGCAACAGGAUCAAUAUUCUUCGAGCCUUCCGUGAUGAGUUGUAAUUAAUUUUAUUCCUUUAUUGUAAGAUCUCUAAGUCAUUGUUCUGUUUAUGGAAUAUUGAAAUAUUGACUGAGUGCAAUGAAAACCCUCCAUAUAUCAAUGAAGGAAUCUUUCUAUAAGCACUAGGCAUUCCACUUCUGCCACUGACAGACAUCUGUACUGAUAGCUCAGUUUUGAGUACGAAAAUUUGGAUGUCCUUUUUUUGUAACUCAUGGAUGCCAAUUGAUUUGUUUGUACGCAUUUUGAAUGUAUUUGACAAUAAUUUCUCAGUCCCUUAUUUGCAAUUCAAUAAUCGGAUUUCCUUUUCAAAGAAAAGUAUUGUUUAUGUAUUUAUGUAUUCUUUUUGUCUUUCUUCAUCCAAGAGAAAUGAAAAGAAUUUGGCAGAGUGAAAGCACUUGUCUUUAUUGAAUGUUUGAUAGCACUCUUGUAAACUUUAGUGUGAAUCACACUCAUUUUUGAGACCAUGGACUUAAGGAAACAGUUUGAUCAAGUGGUAAAACAAUUUUACCCUAAUGAUGGUAUUGGUUUGCCUUUAUCAUGUCUAAAAGGAGCAACUUCCAGUCCAUAUUAUUUCUUUGGGUUUCUUUUCUCUUCUAUUUUUCCAGUGGACCUGAUUAUGAAGUGAUACUCAUUACUUAUGGAAUAUGAAAUGUUUCCAACACACACAUAAUUUAACAGCCUCUGGCCUGUAUAUUAUUGUUUUCUGUGAUAAAAACCAAAAUUGUAAUAUAUACUGUAUUAUGCAUGUUACUUUUACCUGGAAGCAAAUGAGUGCUUUACAAAUACCCUAGGCGAGUGGCAGUUUGGGUGGUGUCGCUCAUUCAAAAGUUUCCUGUUGUGCAUUUGAGCAUGAUUUAAUUAACUGUACCAUUCCCUCAAGUAUUAACUGUGAUAUAGCUCAAGCCACAUGCUGCUUGCGUGGAGAAUGCUACUGGUGAAAGUUUUCUCUGUGCUAUUCAUUCCAUUGUUAUUAUAGCUUGAAACCAGCUGAAAUUUUGAAACAAUUUUGUCAUUUGGCUCUGUACUUUAUAGACAAAUUAAUAAUGAAUCUUCCAGUUCUGCUGUUUCAUUCUAAGUAUAUGGGCAGGGGUUGUGGUGAACCUUUCUUGCAUGUGUUUUUGUGCAAAAGGGAAUUUGCAAUUAAAGUCUCUGACAAAUUUUCAUGUAAAUUUUAUUUUGACAUGAUCCAAAACUUAAAAGGUUUACCAUUUCCGAGAAUAAAGUGUCUAACAGUUUGCUUCUUCA